AUGGACUCUGGCACUUCUAGGCAUGGCUCUCCCAGCAAACGCCAGAAGCUCACUCCCAGAGCUCAUGAACUGGGGGUGAUGCGGAAGUUUACUGACAAUGGCUCUGAAUCGGCGUCGUUCCUAGGCUCCUCGAGCGGAAUCCACUUCAUUCGUAUCGUCUACAAUGCCUUUGCCCGCCGGUCAGCGCAUCUCAAGAAGCCGCAGCAGACUUCCAAAGACGCGCAAGUGCCCGGUGAAGACGACCAGCUACACCAUCAGUACCCCGACCUCUGGUAUCCGCAUGAGUUGGACCUCCAGGCGAACGCGUCUCUACCCACAUUCGAAGCUCUAGUCCAAUGGACCAGACCGUAUUUUGAGAACUGGCACGCCAUUUUUCCGUUCCUCUCUGGGCCAACAUUCCUCGUUAUUCUAGAGCAUCUCGGUCGCGAUGGGUUCAGAGCGCUCUCGGUUGCAGAUGGGAUCCUUGUGCGGUCAAUCGUCUCGAUAUCACUCAUGGAUCGCCGGCAAACCAAGCUUCGUGGUGCUCAGAUCCCUAUUCCAGCAGCGCUGGUCUUCCGCUCUGUUCACCAGGCUAUGGAAAGUCUGUAUACUCUGCUCUGCGCGCCACCUUCUAUCCGUAUCCUACAAGCAGCUUUUGGCGUUCAGCUGUUUCUGACGUCUCUUCUCCGGCUCAACGCAGCCUCUCGAAUCGGUGGAACUAUUAUACGCACGGCAUUUCACCUCGGGUUGCACCGGUGUCCUGUACGGUUCUCAUUUAGUGGUCCUGAGAUCGCCACUCGCCGGAGGUUAUUCUGGUCUAUAUACUGUCUUGAGAGAUACCUCUCGCAGGCCCUGGGAAUACCACUUGGCAUCAAAGACGACGAUAUUGACGUCUGCUAUCCAAAUGCUGAAAUUCAUAGUUCGGUAGAUGAAGGCGCUCAACUCCUCACUAUCGCUUUCUUAGAUCAUAGACUUCGUCUGUUAGGUUACCUGGCAAAAUUUGCGAGUCUCCGCGGACGUAUUAUUGAAGUACGGAAUAAGUCGAUCAUUCAUAGAGAAGACUCUAUGGACGCGACCCAGGCUCUUCAUGGUGAGCUAACGCACUGGUGGAACGAAGUCUACGACGAUGUCUAUCCCCUUGGGGUCGACGAUGCCGACACUAUAGUAUCGAGUCCCAUUGCGCCGUUCCACCGUACCCUCCUCAUCGCUCUCCGUCACGAAGCCAUCAUUUCACUGAACCGUCCGCUGCUGGCAGCCGAAGCGGCUUCUCCGGAAUAUCGCACCGCUCUACAAAUCUGCAUCGAGUCCUCACGCUCCCUAAUCACCACGCUACGACAGUUUCUCGCUGAAUCUUCUGGCUCUUCCACACCACUUAUAUGGCCAUCAUUCACUUGGGCCGUGUGGAUGAGCUGCCUGAUCCUAAUCUACGCCGCAUGGGAAGGCGAGUUUCCCGCUUCCUCGGCAUCUAGAAGUGGUCUCGCCAUCCUCAAGCAUCUUUCGCAGCGUGGCAACACUUGGGCACAAACUUGCAUCGAAGCCAUCCGUGACCUUGACUCCGCCCUUACGACUCCAGAACAACAGACACCCGCAAAUCCGAGAACUACCGAAACCAGCCAAGACGACAGAGGCAAGAAUCCCAACGCCUCCGCCGAUACCGUUGUUUCCGGCAUCCAUCUCGAUCAUCACCUCCAACAGGCGCCCUCCUCAACACCCGGAGAAGGACACCUUUCAACGCCUACCCCACAUGCCGCAGCAAGCCACCAAUGGAACGACCCCUCCAUGAUAUUUGGAAAUCAAGCAAUCAAUAAUCUUGCUGCGGCUUCAGGGCUCGUGUUAGGGACGGGAUUACCAGACUUAUCCAAUGGUGGUGAAGGUGGUGAAGAGGGAUUUGGAAUAGGCGAUUUGUGGAGUUUGGCAGACGGGCCAUGGUUGAUACACGAGAGUCAUGACCUUGCAGAGAAUGUUCAAAACAAUGCUGACUUCACGCUAUAA
Molecule: messenger RNA, 1971 nt
Organism: Aspergillus nidulans FGSC A4
Lineage: Eukaryota; Fungi; Ascomycota; Eurotiomycetes; Eurotiales; Aspergillaceae
Product: CeGAL family transcription factor
Exons: 3
Coding region: 1-1971 (656 amino acids)
Biological process (GO): DNA-templated transcription
Molecular function (GO): DNA binding; zinc ion binding; DNA-binding transcription factor activity
Source: RefSeq, a predicted model, not a curated record